Messenger RNA from Rhagoletis pomonella (apple maggot), 522 nucleotides. RefSeq lists its product as uncharacterized. Lineage: Eukaryota; Metazoa; Arthropoda; Insecta; Diptera; Tephritidae. The record is from RefSeq and is a predicted model, not a curated record.
AACAUCCUAAAUAAGUCAAUUUAUGUGGAUGACACAACAACUUCCAAGUCUUUUGAUUCUGACAUCUCCACUCUGUCAUCUUCGCGGAAAAGGAAACAUGAAGAUGAAAUAAAUACAGACAAACUCGAUGAAGCGAUUGACAAAAUUGUCAACAUCAGUAAACCCACAGUUGAUGCUUUUAGUAUUUCGCAGACGCUUCGUGCCAUGCCCGAAGAAACUGCGUAUCUAACUAUGAAAGAAAUACAAGACUUAUUGUUCCAACGUAAAUUUAGUAAAGUGGAAAACAGUACGGAGUUUGAAAUAAGAGAAACAGGAUCGCCAGACACACAUGGUUCGGACAUACUCUACUUAGCAAUGCCAUAUGUAGAAAUAGAUCCACUGAUCAACGAGGAUUCGUUUUUGUAUUAAAAAUAAAUAAACAAACUAACACCCCUAUUCCGCAACUCGUUCGUAUUCGGAUUUUGCUACGAAUCGUAGAAAUAGUAUGCUGCAAUCCGAAUCGUAUUUUCGGACUUUCGAAAU